GUUUCCAGUUCCGGCAGCAGCAAGUUAGGCUGCGGCGGGACGGCAUGGGCGCGCGGAAGGGCCGGCAGUAGUUGUGUCCUGUUAACCGGCGUCAUGGCUGAGCGGGAGCACAAGAGCCUCGAUGAUUUCUUCGCCAAAAGAGACAAGAAAAAGAAGAAAGACAAGACCAAAAUGGUGAAGGCAGGGCCAGUCGCGCCGCCCAAAGCUGCCGUGGCGGCCGAGACCGUGGCCUUGUCAGCGCAACCUAACUCGGCCCCGGAGCCGGCCGUGACAGCGGCCUCGCCCACCGACCCAGCCGACGCGGCGCCUGUAGCGAUCCCCGCCCCGACUGCAGUCGCCAAGAAGCCCAAGAAGGAGAAGGAGCGAAUGGUGAAGGGGGAGAGCCAGGACCUGCAGCAGGAGCCGACCAGGGAGGAUGAGGAAUGGAAGGAGUUUGAACAAAAGGAAGUUGAUUACAGUGGUUUAAGGAUUCAUGCCUUACAAAUCAGUGAUGAAAGAGAGGAAGAAGAUAAUGAGAAGAAAGAAGAUCAAGAUGAGAAUGGAGAGAAUAUCUUGUAUAGAGAGGGAGACAGGACCAUUGGACCUUGGAACAAGAUAACGCCAGUGCAGACACCUGUCACUGUGGUUGAAGAAGUCCCAGAAGCAAAACCAGCUGGUGUGUAUCGACCUCCUGGAGCCAGGUCGGGUAGUGUGAGAAGAACACAAUCACAAGGACCACCCGAGAUCUUCAAUGAUGUACAGUUUCCAUCCCUACAGGCGUCAGCAAAGCAUGUAGAAACCAGAAAAGAUAAAGAAAUGGAAAAGACCUUUGAGAUGGUGAAAUACAAAAACAGAGCCAGAGAGGAUGGUUCUAAAAGUCAGUCCGUUCAGCUAGAACUUGGCAACCAAUUUGCUGUUCUUGAAGAGCAGUAAAUAUUGGUGCAUAUUUUACAGACUGCUGCUCUGUGUUCCAUCCCAGGUAACUAAGCAACAUGGAAACCACCUGCGUUCACCACACAAUGCAAGAAAAAAAUGUUUAAUUGAGGUGGCAUAGGCUUCUGUGGACAAAUGAGGCAUCAUGUGAAUUUUCAGCUUGCAGCACAAUAACUGCUGUCAUCUGCAUUGGACUCGAAUUGAUACAAGGGUUUGAAUGAAGUGUCAGUCUUGGAAUGACAUUUUUGGAUAAAAAAUGAAAAUGCAGCCAUUAAGUGGUCCAUUUGUUUAUAAUCCUGCUUUCUAGAUGAAUGUUGAGCCUCAAAGGCGACUACCUCAGUUUGGCAGUGAGAACUGUGGACACCAUUUUGACUGUACCUCGUUUGCCAUCACUUAUUUUAAAAGGAGUGUUACAACACUAGUUCAACAUUACAGAGUAUUAAUCUGCUAAAUUCCUGGGAGCAGAAAUAGAAAUUGUUUGACAGGCUUCAAAUUACAUUUGAGGCUGCAUAACAUUAAGUGACCUUACCAUAAAAUAAAAAUCUUGUGUGGCAUCUUCUAAAACAUCUGGUUUUCAGCUAGGUGGCUGCAUGCAAAGGCCUGGACUGCAUCGCCUCCUUGCUUAAGAUCAUUCACAAUCUGUUGUUUUUGGAAGUGAUGCAGAAAUGUAAUAUACGGCAGCAUCCUCCAUGUAUGCUUGAUGCUCAUAGAGCUUUAAUCUGACUUGGAUCUUGGGUAAAUGAAUAUUUUAGACAUUUACUUUGUAAGUAGCAACACCCGCAAGAACCCAGGGUCCUCAAAUCUUCAAUUUGUAACAACAGUGUAAAACUAAAGUGGUGACCAACAGUUAAAACCUGGAUAUGGGGAAUGGGAAAACAAGGAUUUGCAAACAAGUGUUCCUUUUAGAAUUAUUUGCAUUAUAUCACUUGAACAAUCAAAAUACAGUGUUUGUUAUGUGACAUGAAUAAUGACACUUAUCACAAUCUCUGGAGGUUGAAUUCAAUUCAUCCAUCUUUUUGUGUAUUUAUGUAAUUAGCUAUUACCUUAACAUUGCCGGGGGGGGGGGGGGUUGGAUAAGGGGAAAAUAAAGCUUAAGGUUGCAGUUUAAAAAAAAGACAACUGCAACUAUUUAUGAAGACUGGUACAGUAUUUUCUUAAAGCUUUAAGACCACUUUUAAAAUUGGAUGUAGUGAAAUAAGUGCAUCUUAGGCUCUGACCAGUUGCGUUUUGAAAUUCCCUUCCUUUAACUUGCAAUAAAACUAAUUUCCUUCAAUAACUAGCAGCAACACUUGGUAGGCAUAAUUGGGUUGUUUUAAGAUGCAGAAUUAGAACCUAUUUUGUGCUAUACAAAUGGAACAGCAGCUAUUGUCUGAACUUACUUGAUUCCUGGGCAUGUAUUAUGGCUGUACUGGUGGAAAAAAAUGAAAUAAAUUAAUACAUCUGCAACAUGUGAAUACUUUGUUUCUUU
Molecule: messenger RNA, 2380 nt
Organism: Mobula hypostoma (lesser devil ray)
Lineage: Eukaryota; Metazoa; Chordata; Chondrichthyes; Myliobatiformes; Myliobatidae
Gene: cdv3
Product: carnitine deficiency-associated gene expressed in ventricle 3
Exons: 5
Coding region: 94-912 (272 amino acids)
Cellular component (GO): cytoplasm
Source: RefSeq, a predicted model, not a curated record